Staurois parvus is the source of this 579-nucleotide messenger RNA. Lineage: Eukaryota; Metazoa; Chordata; Amphibia; Anura; Ranidae. The record is from the annotation of a GenBank genome assembly.
UUCAUUCAUUGCACAGAUGAUUCUCCUGACCCAAAUGUAAAGUAUGAGCUUGUUCUAAGGAAAUGGUGUGAGUUGAUUCCAGGUGGAGAAUUUAGAUGCUUUGUUAAAGAAAACAAACUAAUAGGUAUAUCACAAAGAGAUUAUACACAAUAUUAUGAUCACAUCUGUAAGCAAAAAGAGGACAUCCAAAGAUCAAUACAGAAAUUCUUUAAAAAAAACAUCCAGUACAAUUUCUUUGAUGAAGACUUUGUUUUUGACAUAUACAGAGACAGUGAGGGGAAAGUUUGGUUAAUUGACUUUAACCCAUUUGGAGAAGUAACAGACUCAUUGCUGUUCAGCUGGGAGGAGCUGACCAAAGGAGCAAAUCCAGGAGACGAAGAAAAUUUUGAUCAAGUAUUGCAGGAUUGUCCUAUAUUCCGCUAUACAACAAGUGAAGUCACAGUGCAGCCUAGUCCGUACUUGAGUUACCGUUUGCCAAAGGAUUUUGUCGAUCUUUCUACAGGAGAGGAUGCUCAUAAACUCAUUGAUUUUCUUAAACUGGUGAGUAAUAAUUUAUUUGGAUUCCUGUUCCUUCUCUAG